AUGGUUCUCUUUGAUUUUAAGUCCGACAAGCACUUCGUUGCUUCCUCGGACAGGACCACUCUCCAAGUCUACGACAGGAAUACUCAUUGGGAGGAAGUCGCCACCAUCACUGCCCGUGAUCGCGAUCAAAUUGACGACGACGACCAAGACGAAGGCGAUGAUGACGACGAUGAAACAUACGAUGGACUGAUGUUCUUCGAUGGUCACGGGAAGAUCGAGGGACGGGAGGCGUUGACCAAGCUGGCCCAACACCUCACCCGGCUGCAACUGAGGGUGAGCCCUCAAGGGUUCUGUUUCCAGGAUGUUACCACGUUGGGCGAACACAAAGCUUUUGGGUUUCACUAUCUCAGACUGAACGAUCUCUUCAACUGGUCCUAUCAUGGUAUCAGAACGCCGAGCAUGGCCACAUGGCGACGCCUGGUGUUAGAGUACACCGUACCAAAAAGGGAGAAGCGAACUACACCAGGGGAGAAGCGGCCUACGCCCACCGCCGACGGUGUGAGCAAGGAGAUGUACGAGGAGCUGAAAAAGACGAUCGGAAAGAAGGACGAGGAGCUGGAGAAGCUGAGAGAGGAGGUGGAGAAGAAAGUGGAUCAGAAGAAGCGGCCAAUGUCUGGAGGAGCUGCUGUGAGCAAGAAGAAGUACGAGGAGUUGAAAAGAAUGAUCGAAGGAAGGGAUGAAAAGAUCGGAAAGAUGAGAGAGGAGAUGGAAGAACAACAUUGGGAGAUGGAAAAGCUAAAAGAAGAGAGGGGGAAACACGGGGUAGAGCUACGCGAGUUGGAGAAGAAAAAUGGCAAGGAGCUGCGGAAGCUGUCGAAGCAAAAAGAUGGCGAGCUAGAAACGCUGAAGAGGGAGAAGGACGGGGAGUUGGAGGAGAAAGACGAGGAGUUAGAGGCGUUGAGAAAAGAAAAGGACGACGCAGCAAAGCUGAGCAAAGUGAAGGAUGAGGAACUGAAAAAACUGAGGGAGGAGGUGAAGAAUAUGAAAAGAGCUAAUAAGAAGGAAGAUGAAGCAGCAGUAGGCGAGAAGGGAAAGAUAACGAUAGACAGUGAUGAAUGGCAGAAGUUGAAGAAGGAUGCGGCGGAAAUGAGGCAAGAGGUAAUGAAGAAGGACGAAGAGAUGAAAAGAAGGCUAGAAAAAGUGGGAAAUGAUAACGAAGCAUUGCAGAAGCUUGCGAAUGAGAAGACCGCCGAGUCUCAGAAGCUAAGGAGUGAGAAGGAAGAAAUGAUGAAAGAGAAUGCAGAUGAAAUGCGAAAGCUGAAAGACCAACUGUUACAAGUUCCUCGCGAGCCCGAGCAACGUCCCAAGCAAUCAUGGGUGAAGACAACUACAACUAAAUUAGUGUCCCUUUCUUUCUGCAAUGACGACAUAAUAAGCAGAAGGCGACCAGUACCCCGUGAUACUUUUUGCAUCGAUGAACGCAAAUCGAGUAAUUUCAACUACAAGCCAUAUCAAAAGGGGAGCGUGCCGUUCUUGUUUUACAGUUGGACAAGUGUGGUGGAUGAAGAUUCCAAAGAUUGGCCGCCUCCUCCCAAGAUGAAUGUGUACAGUUCUUCAGGCUCGUUCGACCAAGACAACUGGUGGCUUAUGAAGACGACUCACCUGAGUGAUGGCAGCUUGACGAUGAUGGCUUAUUACGACGGCAAUUUUCGAUGCUCUGUUUUCUCGGAGUAUACUCACCCUAUCCGACUUCCCUAUUCGUGGGACAAUCGUUUAAUGGCAGGUACAUCUUUCUUCUUGGUUCACGUUGGACGGGAAUACAAGCUUGCUUUCAUGUACCGUGACUAG
Linum tenue is the source of this 1788-nucleotide messenger RNA. The record is from the annotation of a GenBank genome assembly. NCBI's taxonomy places the organism in Eukaryota, Viridiplantae, Streptophyta, Magnoliopsida, Malpighiales, Linaceae.